Populus euphratica (Euphrates poplar) is the source of this 1513-nucleotide messenger RNA. RefSeq names its product cytochrome b561 and DOMON domain-containing protein At3g25290. The coding region runs from base 50 to 1240 and encodes 396 amino acids. The transcript has 3 exons. NCBI's taxonomy places the organism in Eukaryota, Viridiplantae, Streptophyta, Magnoliopsida, Malpighiales, Salicaceae. The record is from RefSeq and is a predicted model, not a curated record.
AAACCUUCAAGAACAAAUCCUUCUCUCAACUUUUCUUUUGCUCUAAAAAAUGGCAUCUCCGUUUAAAAUUUCUGCUUUGCUUCUAACCUUUUGCGUCUCAAUUUCUCUAACCUUACCCGUACGUUCACAAACAUGCGCCUCACAGACGUUCACAAACAACAAUCUGUACACCCACUGUUUAGACCUUCCUACACUCUCCUCCUACCUUCAUUUCACCUACGAUGCCGCAAAUUCAACGCUGUCCGUCGCCUUCUUUGCUUCUCCCGCGAAAUCCAGCGGCUGGAUUUCAUGGGCCAUAAAUCCCAAGGUUCCAGCCAUGGGCGGGGCCCAGGCACUGGUAGCGUUCAAGGACUCCAAGGGUGUAAUGAGCGCAAAGACUUAUAAUAUCAGCACUUCCACGCCUUAUUCCGUUGUGCAGUCGAAGCUGGCCUUUGACGUCUGGGACACGCGCGCAGAAGAGGAAAGUGGGGUGAUGAGAAUAUUUGCCAAAAUUAAGGUCCCGCCGGAGCUGGCGGCGAAGGGGACGCUGAAUCAGGUGUGGCAAGUAGGGUCAAUUGUCGAUGCUGCUAAGGGUGUGCUGACGAUCCAUGAUAUGGGGGCUCCUAAUUUGAACUCUAAAGGGACUUUGGAUUUGAACGGAGGAAAAAGUGUUAGCUCUGGUGGACUGGAUUCCAGGACGAAAAGAAAAAAUAUUCAUGGAGUACUGAACGCUGUGAGCUGGGGAAUUCUGUUUCCGCUUGGAGUUUUAAUAGCAAGAUAUCUGAGAACUUUUCCAUCAGCAGAUCCUGCAUGGUUUUACCUUCAUGUUUUCUGUCAGGUCUCUGCCUAUGCUAUUGGGGUUGCAGGGUGGGCAACUGGUAUAAAGCUUGGGAAUGAAUCCAAGGGAGUCCAGUUUUCUCUUCAUCGCAAUAUUGGGAUCGCACUCUUCGCUCUUGCAACAGUGCAGAUAUUUGCAUUGUUCUUGAGGCCGAAGAAGGACCACAAAUACCGAUUUUACUGGAAUAUCUACCAUCAUGGUGUCGGAUAUGCCAUCCUCAUCCUUGGCAUCUUGAACGUGUUUAAAGGUCUGGAUAUCUUGCAGCCUGGAGAUAAAUGGAGAACAACUUACAUAAUUGUCAUUGCAGUCUUGGGUGGAAUUGCUGCAUUGCUGGAAUUAAUCACUUGGAUUGUAGUUUUGAGGAGGAAGUCUAGUAAAUCCACUAAGCCCUAUGAAGGAUACGGUGGACAAAGCAGACCAUGAUCAACGGAUUGUUGCUGUUGUCCAUAGCAGACCAUGAUUUUGUAAUACCCUUCAUCGAACCUCACUUGCCGGAGAGGUUCUAGUGUGAUACACAUCUCUUCUUAGCUCCUUGAUCUUUGUAUAAUGGUCUGGCUUCAUCACUCAUCAUUGUCUAGCAUAUUAGUACAGGUCGCCUUGGGUUCCAUUUUUCUCCCUCAUCUUGAUCUGGGGUGUCAUUUUAUGAUAUUUAUUGUGUAUUGAAAGGAAAGAGAGUUCAUGGUUUAUGGUAUUUCU